Molecule: messenger RNA, 4462 nt
Organism: Chiloscyllium plagiosum (whitespotted bambooshark)
Lineage: Eukaryota; Metazoa; Chordata; Chondrichthyes; Orectolobiformes; Hemiscylliidae
Source: RefSeq, a predicted model, not a curated record
GAGAGGCGGUGUUUAGAGUGGUGGAGCAGGAAAUGGAGGUGGUGUGGUGGAAGGCUGUCUGAAUGAGGGAGGGUGGAAAAGCCCGUUGUUAAAAAUAAGUGGACAUCUGGGAUGCUUGCAAGUGGAAAGUCUCCUCAUCCGAGCAGAUACGGCAGAGACAGAGGAAUUGGGAGAAUGGGAUGGAGGUCUUGCAGGAUACUGUGUGAGGAGGUGUAGUCCAGGUGUUUAUGGGAGUCUGUAGGUUUGUAGUAGAAGUCCGUCUGGUGACUUUCACCAGAGAUGUAAAUGAUAUGGUCAUGAAAGGAGGGGGAAGUGUCCGAGAUGGACCAAAUGAAUUUGAGGGCGGGUGGAAGUUGUACAAGAGUGGAACAAGAGUUAGCGACAGGUUUCAAAAUUCAAAGGUGCAUUUCCAUUUUUCCAUAGGUACAACAGUUCUACUGUGUUUACUGAAGUUAGGAUCUCCAACAUUAAUAUUUUCCUAAAUUUGAAAUUUAACUAUCCCCAAUGUUAUGGGGAAUCUCACCAGAAUGUAGUGUUUGAGGUUGUUAAGGUUAUGACAGUGUCCUCGGCUUUAUUAACAAUGGCGUCGAGUACAAGAGCACGGUCAUGUUGAAUUUAUGUAAAACACUUGAUAAACCUCAGCUGGAGUACUGUACACAGUCCUGGGCAUUAUCAUAAAAAGGUGAAUGCUUUGGAGAGUGUGCAGAGGCGAUGUCCUUGAAGAGAAGACAGCUGAGAGGACAUUUGGUAGAGAUUUGGUGGAGGCAAGAUAAAUUAAGGCGUAAAAGAGGACAGUGGAUAAUUCUUUGGAUUGAAAUAUGUGCAAAGCUAUGGGUAGAAAGCAGAAGAUUAGCACUAGGUAAUGAGUUCUUUUGAAUAGCCAGGGCAAGCAUGAUAGACUGAAUGGCUUCCUUUUGUGCUGCAACAACUCUGUGAUGGGGGUCAAUCCAGGUAACUCAUUCAGGAACGAGGAUAUAAUUUGAGAAUAGAAAAUGGGCAAUUUUGAAGACUUUUCCAUUAAGCUUUGUGAAAUACAGAACAAUAUUUGAGCUUAUUUAUUAAAAAAAUAGAAAUGUGAUGAGAAGGCAGAGAAUUAAACUGAGAAUGAACAAAACAGGAAUUAUUGAAAUGUGUUGAAAUUAUUUUAAAAUUCUAUAUAAAACUUUUAAAAAGCUUUUGCCUGUGUACACUUCCUGGCAGCGUUUCCUUUAUGAUUUCAUUUGUCUGUAUUUAUUACAGAAUGUUGUCUGUCUAAACUUGUCAUAUUGGAGUUGCGUCCUUCCGCUCAUGAAGGCUGAUGCCUUAUCUACAUCAAGCAUAUGCAGCCUUUCCAGUACAUCAGCUUCCCAGAGGUUGUUCCACUGAAUGUAGGAGGCAUGUAUUUCACGACAAGACUAUCCACUUUGAGGCGUUAUGAAGAUACUAUGCUGGCAGCAAUGUUCAGUGGCCGGCAUCAUAUUCCUACUGAUUCAGAGGGACGUUUCUUUAUUGACAGAGAUGGGACCUACUUUGGAGACAUUUUGAAUUUUUUACGAAAUGAUGACCUGCCACCUCGUGAGCGAGUGAGAACAGUUUACAAAGAAGCACAAUAUUACUCUAUUGGACCACUUCUUGAGUGUCUGGAUGAACUACAGCCUUUGGCUAGUGAAAAAGUGAGAAAGGCAUUUUUGGACUUGCUGCCUUAUUACAAAGAGAAUUUGGAAAGAAUAAUUGAUAUUGCAAAACAAAGAGCAAUUCAACGAAAGGCAAGAUUUGCAAAGUUGAAGAUUUGUGUUUACAAAGAGGAGAUGCCAGUUACACCAUACGAACGCCCUCUGUACAACUCAUUACGUUUUGAUAGAAGUGAGAAUGAGACAAAACUCUUUGAACAUCACUGUGAAGUUGAUGUAUCAUUUGGCCCUUGGGAAGCCAUUGCUGAUGUAUACGACCUUCUUCACUGCAUCGUGACAGACUUAGCAGACAGAGGAAUUACAGUAGAUCACCAAUGUAUAGGUGUUUGUGAUAAGCAUCUGAUAAACUGUUACUACUGCAAACGCCCAAUUUAUGAAUUCAAGAUUACCUGGUGGUAAAUAACAUUUUUAAUAAUUUUUAGUUUCAUAAUUAUUUGAAAUCACAUUAUGAUGGGAGUAGUUUUGCAAUUUACUUUAUUAAUAAUCUUGUGGCACAGUGGUACUGUCCCUACCUUUGGACUGAGUUCAAGUCUGAACUCCGGAUAUGUGUAUGGCCUUGGAAUUAUGUUAUAACAUCUCUAAACCGUCUGAUUUGAAAAAAAUUAUUAUUGACAGCAAGAAAACUUAGAUAUAUUAAGCACCUGGCUGCCCACAACAUCUUGGAGCAAGGCAAGAUUAGUAAGCUGCAUUUCAACUUGGAGUUUUAGCGUAACCUUUUUCAUGCUGAUGAGUCUGAAUGAUUAAUAUAACAUCGAGCUUGUUGUCAUGAAUAAGAUUGUAAUCAUACUCAAGGUGCAGUAGCAUUUAACAGUCACUUUAGGGGCAUUUAGUGCAUUUUUCUUUGUCUCCUGUCAGAAAAGUCAAAUCGUUUGCUUAUAUUUCUCCAGGUAAUUACUGUAUUAUUGUGUAUAAUUAAAUUAAUAACUGACAUUUACAUAGUAUUUCUUGUACCAACAACUCUCCAUGAUUAAACCUUCACAGAUUAGAUACUGGGAUAGUUUGGGUCAAUAUAUUUUCAUCAUUGACCUCGAUCAAGUUAAGUAACCAGAAAGCACAGUAAAUAUCUGAGGUUUUCAUGUUUGAAGCUGAUAUUGUUUGACUCUAUGUUGCACUUUAAAAAUUAUUUUCAAGCUUACUCAGAAUUUGAAUAGCUGCUAGAAGUUGUACUCGGACACUUUAGGCAUAAGUUCCUAAUUUCUGGAAUGGUAGACAAUAGUAUUUCAUACAGUAUAUCAUUUGCUAAUUUCAAAAACGUGAAUAAAAACAUAGCAAUGAAUUAUUUUGAUUCAGCUAGCUCCCCACCCAUCCGACUGCUAUAUUUACUGGUUACAGUGUUAUGACACAUAAGGCCGACAGGCCAAACCAAAUCAGCUUUCAUAUCCCUGGGUUUGUAACACAGUAAAAUUAAAACAUCCAAAGACCCUCAAAAUCACUCAAUUGUUCCCAACCAGACCUUAUAAAUAGCAGACAUCAGACACCAAAUGUAUACUGAAACAAAAACCUUACUGAUUUAUUAUUAAUAAUACAACUUUAGCAGAACAUAGAUAAACAACAAGGUGAUCCACUUAAUAUCCACAAUCUAAGCCCAAUCUUCUUUAAACACCAAGCCCACUCAUCCACAAUUGGACAGACAGACACAAUUAAUGGAUAAAUUAAAGUAAAAUAAAGAAUUGUAGUUUGCCAGUUAAUGGUUUUAAGGUGUGUAAUAGGCCUUCAUAACUCCUUGAACAAUGUGUUGUAUACCCACUGAAUAGCAUUGUACAUUGCUUGAAUUCCUAAGUCACUGAUUCAUGUAAACACCUUUUGCAGACCGCUGGAAAAUUUUACUUGUGUCCUACAGAUUGAGGUUCUUUCCUCAAAACCUUCAAUAAAUAUUUCACUGGGUAUAAAACUAGAGAGAAUAAUAUUCAAAACAGCUUUUUGUCCAUGAGCUUUCACAGCCUUCUGGCCAAAACCCCAAGCAAACCAGUUCACUCUAUGGUUUCCCUUUUUUUUCAACAUUCGUUUUGAUUGGCUGGCCAGCAUCACUCAAUCCAUGGUGACCCAUUCAACAUCUAGCCAGCUAUCAAUCUCUGAGCAACAUAUCUCAGUUGAAAAGUCUGUCAUGGUACUGGAAAAUUAUUACUCACAAUUAUCUUUCCAGGCCAGUUCCUAUAAACAAAAACAAAUUUGUUUGCUGUCUCUUCUUUCCCAAAAGCUGCUGCUUGAAGUUCAAAGUUUGAUUCUCAGCUUCAGCUCACAGUUUCAAACCAAAAAUGAUAAUAGAGUGAAGGUCUCAAUAGCAGUCACUUAAGGAUACUUAAAUUCUGAGUGUCUGUUUUGCUAAAAAAUAUUUAUUCAUAGAAAAGACGAAUUUACAACAAAUACUCUUCAGUUGUUUGGUGCUGUGAUUUUGAAAUACAGAAAUUAUUUUCUUUUUGCAUCUUUUGAGAUAAAGUUUAAUAUGGGUGUCUAAAAGUGUUCAUAUGUGUAGAUAUAUAUCUAGUUUUAAUUCUGUAACCAAUAAGCGGGAUUUUCAGUCACAAUUUGCUCUCAUAUAGACCAUUAACAGCAUUUGAGACAGUAUAAUUUCUGCCUCUGAAAUUCCAGGGGAAUUCUGAUAAUAGCAGAACCACUGGAGGAAUGGUUGGUAUUCAGCCAGUUUCUAAGGAGGUUCUGCAUAACGUCUGAAGGCAUGGAAUGCACUGCCAGUGGUGAUGAUAGUGUCAAAUACAUUCGGGACAUAUAAGUGACUCUUGGAUAUUGACAUGGAUGAUAGUAAAAUGAAGGCUACAUAGGUUACUUUGAUCUUA